AUGGCGCGAACAAAGCAGACUGCACGAAAAUCAACCGGAGGAAAAGCUCCAAGAAAACAACUUGCUACAAAAGCGGCAAGGAAAAGUGCUCCAGCUACUGGAGGGGUGAAGAAACCUCAUCGAUACCGUCCAGGAACAGUAGCUUUACGAGAAAUUCGAAGAUAUCAAAAGAGUACAGAAUUGUUAAUAAGGAAACUGCCAUUUCAACGGCUCGUGCGAGAAAUUGCUCAAGAUUUUAAAACUGAUUUAAGGUUUCAAAGUUCUGCGGUCAUGGCGCUUCAAGAAGCAAGUGAAUCAUAUUUAGUUGGGCUAUUUGAAGACACUAAUCUUUGUGCUAUCCACGCUAAGAGAGUGACUAUAAUGCCUAAAGAUAUGCAAUUGGCUCGUCGAGUGCGCGGCGAGAGGGCCUAA
Messenger RNA from Arctia plantaginis, 411 nucleotides. The record is from the annotation of a GenBank genome assembly. Lineage: Eukaryota; Metazoa; Arthropoda; Insecta; Lepidoptera; Erebidae.